Ustilago hordei is the source of this 2493-nucleotide messenger RNA. RefSeq names its product putative OPT1 - High-affinity glutathione transporter. Lineage: Eukaryota; Fungi; Basidiomycota; Ustilaginomycetes; Ustilaginales; Ustilaginaceae. The transcript has a single exon. Gene Ontology annotation, biological process: transmembrane transport. Gene Ontology annotation, molecular function: oligopeptide transmembrane transporter activity. The coding region runs from base 1 to 2493 and encodes 830 amino acids. The record is from RefSeq and is a predicted model, not a curated record.
AUGCACAACAAGUCCUCGCAAAAGUCUCCGCCCGGAGGCGCAGAGGUCAAUCAUACCCUUCCUUACAUCGCCAGAAGGUCGCGGUCUCGUCCUUCUUCAUCAAAAUUUAGCAGCCACCAGCAACGUGCUCUGGGUCAGGACUCGGACGAGGACGCCACAACCAUCCAAAUGGACCAGUACGAGCUAGGUCAACGGCCGAGCAAGCGGUAUGCAGACGCCGUUGAAGAUGACGAUGACGAGCAUGAGCAAGGCGAGAAUGCUCUUAUGCUCGGACCCGCGUCAGCGUCGGGAGCAGGUGCGGAUGAAGAGGCAUACGAGCUAGGCCGCAGCAAGUCAAGACAUCGUGCUGGCCGCAGACAUGUCUCGACAGGUUCGAUAUCUGAAAAGUAUGAUCCUGAUGAUCCUAUGCACCUUGUCAGCAAGGCGGUGCCCGAGCAUGACGACCCCACCCUUCCGGCACUAACGUGGAGAGCACUUGUUAUCGGUACCUUUUUCUGUAUCAUCGGUGCUGCGAUAGCACAACUCUUCUUCUACAAGUCCAACUCGCCUUCUUUCAGCAGCUACUUUGUUAUCUUGACGUCCCUGCCAAUGGGCCGAUGGCUAGCAAAUCGUCUACCAGAACGAACGAUUCGAGUCGCCAAGUGGUCAGUGCAGCUUAACCCGGGACCGUUCAGCAUCAAGGAGCACAUGCUUGUCGCCAUCAUCGCCUCUUCCGGCGCCACAUCAGCCUACGCCAGUGAUAUUAUCAACAUCCAGGAACUCUUCUACCAUCAGCACAUGAAUUGGCUUUCGUCCUUGACCCUUCUCAUCACUACCCAGGUGCUUGGCUUUGGUUUUGCUGGGAUGGUGACCAAUUUGCUCGUCAAGCCGACUUCAAUGAUCUGGCCCAGCACCCUCGUUACUACUUCACUCUUCCACACACUACACGACAAGGAGGCACCCAAUACCCGCGCUCGACUCCGCCUCUUCGCAUUCGCCUUUGUCGGAAUCUACAUGUAUCAAUUCCUGCCAGCCUUGAUCGCACCCACCUUGUCCAGCGUAGCGAUGCUCUGCUUGGUCGACAACAAGAUCCCAGCCUUCCGAUUCCUCAGCUCUGGCUACCAUGGUCUCGGCUUCCUCAAUCUCACUUUUGACUGGAACGCAGCUGGUAUGAGCGGACCGUUCUACCAGCCAUGGUGGGCAGCGCUCAACUUCUUUGCUGGAUUCGCAGGCAUGAUGUACAUCGUCAUGCCUAUCCUCUAUUGGGGCUUUAACUUUUGGAAUGCUCAGGACUUCCCCGAAAUCCUCAGCGCUGGGCUGUACGACAAGGAGCACAAGAAGUUCGCAGUCGAUACACUGCUCAAUAAGGACAACACCCUCAAUGCAAACGCGUGGGUAGAGCAGAAACCUAUGCUCCUCACACCGUACUUUGCGCUCUCGUACGGUCUUGGCUUUGCAACCCUGACAAGCACUGUCACUCACGUCUUGCUGUGGCACUGGAAGGACAUUAAGAAGGCUGCCAGCAAUGCCGUCCACGAUGAUGUGCAUAAUCGCCUAAUGCGAGCCUACGAACCUGUCCCUCGCAAAUGGUACGCCACCACCUUUGCGCUCUCUACUACAGCCUCCAUUAUGCUGGUUGUGUUGACGCCAGCAUUGCAGUUGCCAGUGUGGGCCCUCCUGCUUGCCAUCUUCAUGGGCCUCCUCUUCAUUGCUCCUCUUGGCAUCCUCAGAGCGGUCUCGGAUACAGGUGUUGGUCUCAACAUCAUCUCUGAGUUUGUCAUCGGAUACAUCAUGCCGGGCAACCCGAUCGGUAACAUCUUGUUCAAGACUAUGGCAUACAUGUCCCUCAACCAAGCACUUGACUUGGUCAACGAUCUUAAGCUCGGUCACUACAUCAAGAUUCCGCCCAAGCACAUGUUCGUUACACAGCUGUGGGGAACCAUGGUAGGAUGCGUGGUCAAUUUGAUCGUCGUCAACAUUGUUCUCGAUCCCGCUUCAGGCUACCGCGCCUUCCUGGAUGGCACAAUUGAAGACCCUUCAGGUCAGUGGGAUGGACGAAAAGUGCACAUCUUCUUCUCAGCUUCUGUCAUUUGGGGUCUUGUCGGACCAGCAGAGUUCUUCUCUGGCGAUUAUCGCAAACUCUACUCUGGCUUCCUCGUUGGUGCGCUUCUGCCGCUCAUUCCAUACUUGCUGUUCAAGAAGUACAAGACAAAGUGGCUGCCAAAGGUCGCCUUUCCCAUCAUUCUGCAUUCGGCCGCCUUGCCUCCAGCUGUGCCGACAAAUGUCAUCAUGACUGGCUUCUUCUUCUCCUGGCUCUCACAGAAGCAUCUCCGCGAAAAGCACCCGGUCUGGUUCGAAAAGUUCAACUACGUCUUCUCAGCAGCGUUGGAUGCCGGUGCAAGUGUCAAUGCUCUAACCAUCUUUGUGCUGACAUUGACACUGCUCAAGUACGCUCCGGUUCCGCAUUGGGCCGCGAACCCUUUGCAAGAUGCCGAACAUUGCAGACCUACAUAG